CUGCCGGCCCUGCUCCGCCUAGCGCGACCGUGGAGUUCUCGCCGCCGCUGCCCUGAGUCCUCCCAUAGCAGUCCUCGGGCCUGGGGCUCCGCGAGACAUGGCCUUGGCCACUGCGUCCGCAAGGACGGCCCUCGGCCGGGCCUCCUUGCUCCUUCUGCGGCGCGGCUACCAGACAGAGAGGGGUGUCUACGGCUGCCCGCCGAGGAAGACCGAGAGCCGGGUGCCCCGGGGUGGCCCGGCGAGCACUUCAGUUGAUCAUGGCCUUGCUAGGUUGGUGACAGCAUACUGUGAGCAUGGUCAUAAAGCUGCUCAAAUCAACCCCCUCCUUGUUGGACACACCCCACCGGACAGCAUGCCUGAGAUUCAGGCCCUUGUGCAGAGCCUGCAGGGACCCUUCCGCACCACAGGAUUAUUGAACAUGGGGCAGGAAGAGGCUUCUCUUGAAGAAGUAUUAGCCUAUCUCAGCCAAAUCUACUGUGGACCGAUUGCUAUUGAAACUGCCCAACUGCAGAGCCAGGAGGAAAAAGACUGGUUUGCCAAGCGGUUUGAGGAGCUGAAAAAGGAGACAUUUACCCCAGAAGAGCGAAAACAUCUAUCAAAGCUAAUGCUAGAAUCUCAGGAAUUUGACCACUUCUUAGCUACCAAGUUUGCCACAGUGAAGCGGUAUGGAGGUGAAGGGGCCGAAAGCAUGAUGGGCUUCUUCCACGAGCUGUUGAAAACAUCAGCAUACCAUGGGGUAACUGACAUCAUCAUUGGGAUGCCCCAUAGAGGGCGGCUGAAUUUGCUGACAGGCCUUCUUCACUUGCCUCCAGAGCUAAUGUUCCGGAAAAUGCGAGGCUUAAGCGAAUUUCCAGAACAUUUCUUGGCCACUGGAGAUGUCCUGUCUCACCUGACCUCCUCUGUGGACCUGGACUUUGGUACUCACAGUCCCCUCCAUGUGACAAUGCUGCCUAAUCCCUCCCACCUUGAAGCUGUUAACCCCGUGGCUGUUGGGAAAACCCGGGGCCGGCAGCAAUCUCGCCAAGAUGGGGACUACUCUGCAGAUGACUCUGCUAGACCCGGGGACAAAGUUAUUUGCCUGCAGGUUCAUGGUGAUGCUUCUUUCUGUGGUCAAGGGAUUGUUCUUGAAACAUUUACGCUCUCUAAUCUCCCACAUUUCAGAAUUGGUGGGAGCAUCCAUUUGAUUGUCAAUAACCAGCUGGGCUACACCACUCCAGCAGAAAGAGGAAGGUCUUCUUUGUACUGUAGUGAUAUUGGGAAGGUUGUGGGCUGUGCCAUCAUCCAUGUUAAUGGGGAUAGGCCAGAGGAAGUAGUCCAGGCCACACGGCUGGCUUUUGAAUAUCAGCGCCAGUUCCGCAAGGAUGUGAUCGUUGACUUGCUAUGCUACAGGCAGUGGGGCCACAAUGAGCUGGAUGAGCCUUUCUUCACAAACCCGGUCAUGUACAGAAUCAUCAGAGCCCGAAAGAGCAUCCCAGACACAUAUGCAGAACACCUCAUUGCCAGUGGACUCAUGACCCAAGAGGAAGUGUCUCAAAUAAAAGCCUCCUACUAUGCCAAGUUAAAUGACCAUUUGACCAACACAGCCCACUACAGACCCCCAGCCACCACCCUGCAGGCCCACUGGAAGGGCCUGGCCCAGCCAGCAGCACGUGUCACCACCUGGAACACAGGUGUGCCCCUUGACCUCCUGCGCUUCAUUGGCGCCAGGUCUGUGGAGGUACCUGGGGAGCUGCAGAUGCACAGCAACCUUCUCAAGAUGUAUGUUCAGUCCAGAAUGGAGAAAGUGAUGAGCGGGACAAAUUUAGACUGGGCCACGGCAGAAGCCCUUGCCUUGGGCUCUUUACUUGCUCAAGGUUUUAACGUCCGGCUGAGUGGCCAAGAUGUUGGCCGUGGGACUUUCAGUCAACGGCAUGCAAUGGUGGUUUGCCAAAAGACCGAUGAUGCCUACAUCCCUCUGAACCACAUGGACCCUAAUCAGAAGGGGUUUCUGGAGGUCAGCAACAGCCCCCUGUCGGAAGAGGCCGUUCUGGGAUUUGAAUACGGGAUGAGCAUCGAAAGCCCAAAGUUACUGCCCAUCUGGGAGGCUCAGUUUGGUGAUUUCUUCAACGGAGCCCAGAUCAUCUUCGACACAUUCAUCUCUGGAGGAGAGGCCAAGUGGCUCCUACAGAGUGGCAUUGUUGUCCUCCUUCCCCACGGCUAUGAUGGGGCUGGCCCAGACCACUCAUCCUGUCGAAUAGAGCGGUUCUUGCAGCUGUGUGACAGCAUAGAAGAAGGAGUGGAUGGCGACACUGUGAACAUGUUUGUGGUGCACCCAACAACUCCUGCACAGUAUUUCCACCUGCUUAGAAGACAGAUGGUGCGGGACUUCAGAAAACCCCUCAUUGUUGCUUCUCCCAAGAUACUACUCAGGUUCCCUGCAGCUGUGUCAACUCUUCAAGAAAUGGCCCCAGGAACAGCAUUUAGACCAGUCAUUGGUGACCCAUCUGUGGAUCCAAAAAAUGUCAAGACCCUUGUGUUCUGCUGUGGCAAACAUUUCUACGCCCUGCUGAAGCAAAGAGAAUCUUUGGGGCCCAAAAAGCAUGACUUUGCCAUCAUCCGCAUAGAAGAACUCUGCCCUUUCCCAUUGGAUUCAUUACAACAAGAGAUGAGCAAAUACAAACAUGUUAAAGAUUUUAUCUGGAGCCAGGAGGAGCCCCAGAACAUGGGUCCAUGGUUUUUCAUUUCUCCAAGAUUUGAAAAGCAACUGGCCUGCAAGCUCUGUCUUGUGAGCCGGCCGCCCUUGCCAGCACCCGCGGUAGGAAUUGGGACGGUGCACCAGCAGCAGCACGAAGAUACCCUCACCAAGACCUUCUCUUGAUGAAGUCCUUUGAAGAAAGACUGUUCCUGAUAAGUAAACAGCCAGAGACAAAGGCCUGCUUCCCCUGCCCUGUCCCCUUCCCCCUGGGUAAUGUGAAAACUCUGUCUUUCUUUAAGAUGUUGAGAUUGGUAUGAGAGGAAUACACAGGGAAGCUGGUUAUGAAUGCAUGAAUCAGACAAGUAAAUUUUAUCCUUAAAAGAAGAACAACAUUACCUUUUGUUUAGAUCUGAAUGAGCUGGGGAACUAGGUCAUUAGCCUGAUGAUUACAGGGUCCACUGGAAUGAAACACACAUGCCCAGGAAAAGUUCUUUAGCCAGAAUUUAGAGUCCUAUAUAGAUGAUGUCAUUACUACAGCUAUAUUUGUUUGAUGUGUAUACCUUUCAUUAAUUCUUCCCCUUUUUUUCAAAGUCUUGUGGCUACCAAUGUUUUCAUUUUAUGUCCUCUCUGGUGCCAUUUUCUAGCCACUGUAGUAAAUGUUCUACGAACCCUACCAAAGCUAGAUUACCCCUGAUGUGUAUAUUGAUCUUAAACUUAGGUGCUAUUGUGAUGGAAAUUUUUAAAAAUUCGAAUCAACUAGUAGUUUACACCAUUAUUAGGACAAAAUAACAUCAUGCAGCCCACCACACAGCUCGUCUGUUAGACUCAUUCAGCCUUGACUGACUACACCCAGCUACAAACUAGAGAUAACCUGACCCAGCUCAGUUUGACCACACACAGCUGCACAGCCUGUACUUUCUUGCCCCCCAAAAUACCACCGUUUGCUAACUUGUUUUAAAAACUUUUUGCUCAUCAGUGAAAAAUAACUGAUGCUACCCAAUAAAAAUUCACAGCGCCUUUAAGCCUUUGUACUUCCUGCUUACAAACUAAGCCCAAAGUCAGCUCUGCACUGAUGCGUGGGAAGCAAUGCCCCUUCAGCCUACUGAUGUAAUAAAGUUGGUUGCCUUCCAACUUCUUGAUGCAGAGCAUUUUCCAUGUGGUUCAGUACUGGUUCCGCAAUAUUAUUAAAUACAGUCUCAGAAUGUAUGAUCUUAUACCCCUACACUUUUAAAUUAAGGAGUUUUAGCUAAAUUGAUUUAUCAUCUAUUUGGCCAUAAUCUUUUUUUUUUUUUUUUUUCCAAAUUAUUCUUGCAA
Molecule: messenger RNA, 3988 nt
Organism: Chinchilla lanigera (long-tailed chinchilla)
Lineage: Eukaryota; Metazoa; Chordata; Mammalia; Rodentia; Chinchillidae
Gene: Dhtkd1
Product: dehydrogenase E1 and transketolase domain containing 1
Exons: 17
Coding region: 98-2857 (919 amino acids)
Biological process (GO): tricarboxylic acid cycle
Molecular function (GO): oxoglutarate dehydrogenase (succinyl-transferring) activity; thiamine pyrophosphate binding
Source: RefSeq, a predicted model, not a curated record